Molecule: messenger RNA, 1823 nt
Organism: Eurytemora carolleeae
Lineage: Eukaryota; Metazoa; Arthropoda; Copepoda; Calanoida; Temoridae
Biological process (GO): positive regulation of transcription by RNA polymerase II; cell differentiation; negative regulation of transcription by RNA polymerase II
Molecular function (GO): zinc ion binding; nuclear receptor activity; RNA polymerase II cis-regulatory region sequence-specific DNA binding
Source: RefSeq, a predicted model, not a curated record
AGAAUAUAAUCAUAUCGUCAAAAUGCAAAACCUUGAGGGGCAUUCACAUAGAUUCAGACUACUUGUGUAUACUUGAAAGUGUAAAAUUCCGUGGCCUUUUUUUACCUCGCUGACUUUUUUGUGGUCCUAGUUUUAGUUUUAGUUUUAAGAAAUUAUUGCCAAAUUUCUUGACUAUUUUUGCUUGCAACUUUUGGAUCCCUGUGUUCACUUUAUUUACUAUUUGGUUGGGACAACAAGUGGUCAGCCAGUACAAAAAAGUAUAUCUCACAGACGAUUUUUGAUAUGGCACAGAAAAAAAAUGAAGUUGUCAUGCAACUUAACCCAGUUAUUAGAAAACGUAGUGCCCACGCUGCGGGGUAUCGAUGGGAAGAUUUCACAGUGAUAUAAAAUGGAGACAAGCGAAGGAUUUAAAUGUCAUGUGUGCAGCCAACCUAUGCCAGCUUUCCACAGGCAUUAUGGCGGGAUAGUCUGCUUUUCUUGUAGAUCAUUUUUCAGACGCUGGACUCAGAUUGAUCCUAGGCCUUGCAAAUAUUCAGAUCAAUGUGAUUUCCCUCCAAAACCAGGAGAGAAAAAAUGCAUCAAAUGCAGGUAUGAGAAAUGUUUACAGAUUGGAAUGGAGAAAAGAUUUGUACUCAAUGAAAGACAAAUAAAGAUGCGGUUCAGACGAACUAUCAGACAACGCGAAGCUAGAGUGGGUCAGAACAGCAAUUCAUCUCCUUAUCGGCCAAAUCCAAAUUCACCUAAUCAUUGGCCAAAUAGACCUGAUGAUGGGUUGAAUACACCUGCCAAUAGACAAAAUAUAACCAAUAAUAGACUGAAUACUCCUGAUAGUAGGUCAAAUACUCCUGAGAACCUGGCAAGUUCACCCAAUAAUCGGCCAAAUACACCUAAUAGUUGGCCGAAUACACCUAAUAGUUGGCCAAAUACUCCAAACAAUGAGAGAAAUACAACUGAUGAAGUGUCCAUGAGUCAAGAUUUGACACUCACAGGAACAACAUUGACCACUAGACCCUUAACAGACUUUGUAACCUGUAGAACCUCUAGACCCUCAACUCCCUUCAGACCCUCAACAGUCAUCACAUUAUUACCCUCCGGGACCGCAACAGCCUCCAGACCAUCUGUUAUUUGCAGUACCAACAUUACGGUUAAAGAGUCAAUCCCCACAACUUCAAACAUUUCUAAAGGGAAAAACGUGGAGAGAGUAGCUCAUUCAUUUGGUCAGGUGCCCAAGCAUUACCAAUGGCACGCAGGGAAACUCAGAAAGUCUUUACAGAGACAAAAGCGGACAAGCGUUAUCAUGUUAAACGUCAAAUCUUCUUGUAAAAAUUAUGAAUCUGUUGGAACCCCAGACUGUCUUGAAUCAAUUGAGUUUGACAAAGAAGUUAUGAUAUCUGUUGAUUUUCUUCUGGCAUCUCCAGCAGAAUCACAAAACUCAGGAAGUUUAGACACAACUGUUGCAUUUGAACCUGGACAUCCGCAGUCCUCAGAAGAUAAAGAGAAGAAUUCAGAUGAUAUUGCAGUGCUUGAUAUGAUUAAAAACCUGGAUCUUAGACUCAUAGAAAAUGUUCUGAUGGAAGAAGAACUGCAUUAUCUGAAUGCCAAAUCUAGUACUCUUUGGGACAAGUGGACCGGAUUUAAUAUUGGUCAUGACAUGAUGAAGCACUAUAUUCGUUGGGCCAAAGGAUAUGGUCCAUUGAACCCUUUAUUUUCAAUAGCAGGACUGAAAGUGUAUGAGAAGCGUUUAGCAGCUUUUCUGUUUGAGUUUGAUGAUACGCUGGAGUUACUGGAACGAGAUUAUACAACCCUACUCAGAUGGAAGAUGA